Messenger RNA from Cavia porcellus (domestic guinea pig), 3404 nucleotides. RefSeq names its product SH2 domain containing 1B (gene Sh2d1b). Gene Ontology annotation, biological process: regulation of immune response; negative regulation of signal transduction; negative regulation of neutrophil differentiation. Bases 130 to 525 code for a protein of 131 amino acids. The transcript has 4 exons. The record is from RefSeq and is a predicted model, not a curated record. NCBI's taxonomy places the organism in Eukaryota, Metazoa, Chordata, Mammalia, Rodentia, Caviidae. Gene Ontology annotation, cellular component: cytosol.
UGAGUUCCACAGAGCAACCGAAUCUCAUUCCCACACCACUGGAAGAAGAGGCCCUUCAAACCACCUCCACUGUCUUCUUCAGACCUGGACUCCCAGCUAACCCAGAAGCUGUACCAAGGAGAGCUCUCCAUGGAUCUGCCUUACUACCACGGCCCUCUGACAAAGCAAGAGUGUGAGACUUUGUUGCUCAAGGAAGGAGUGAAUGGCAACUUCCUGAUAAGAGACAGCGAGUCUGUACCUGGAGCCUUGUGCCUCUGCGUCUCGUUUAACAAUUGUGUCUACACAUACCGAAUCUUCAAAGUGAAACAUGGGUAUUACAACAUACAGAAUACGGAAGGUGCUCGAAAAAUGAUCUUUCCAACCCUGAAGGAAUUGGUCUCCAAAUUUGAAAAACCAGAUCAAGGACUUGUGUUUCAUCUUUCAAAGCCAAUUAACAGACCCAGCCUCGGUCUGAGACACAGGACAUCACAAUUAGCCUCGGAAAAUCUUUAUGAGAAUGGGGAUUAUGUAGAACUCUUGCCUUGAAGAUGAGGAGAGUGGACAAAGCCAGUGAAAGAAGAAAUGGGGUACAGUGGUCACUGGUGACACAGUUCUCCUGCAAGUGUUGGUCUGUAACAACAAACUGUAGUGGACACUAGAGACUCUCCUGGUUUGAUGAACUGAAGAUCUUCUGCCUCCCAGCCACACCUCCACCUCACAGACAUACAGCACAGGAAGUUCCAGAGUCUUCUGCACUUCUCUCUCUUCUUUUCUUGGAGUGAGACAGCCCGAACCUCCUCUCCCUGGCGCUUAAAUAUUUCAUUACAUCACAGUAGACACCUGCUUUCCAACAGGUAGAGGGGCAGCUCCAGACAGAGGAAAGAGCAUUUGGCAAUGAGUUCAGAGCCCUAAAUUCCAGCCCAGUGACUGUGUCUUUUGACAAAUCUCUCCCUUUAAUCUAGGGCUCAGUGUCUUCAUCUCUAAGACAAGUGGUUGGGUGGAGUGAUGCACACCGUUGUACUCUUUUUGUUGAGCCUGGUUUUGUCAGGUAGAGUUGGAGAAUGGAGGAGCAAUGGAAAUGUGCUCAGGUCAGCACAAGGUCUUAGCCUCCCACCACGCUGUCUGUAGCUCCCUGUUCUGGUCUUCAUCAUGGCGAGGGUCUUGAUCUACCCACCACCCCUUCUGCCUUCAGCCUGGAGUGUUCUCCUCCAGUCUUUUUUUCUUUUCUCUCAUUUUGAUCUUCCUGCUCCUGCUCUAGAUGCACUUUUCCUUUAUUUUGCUUAAUACAAUUUAUGCGUGCUAAUCCCUUCCACAGUAUGGAUGUGGCUCUGUACACUGGGGUUAUCUUAAAGAUACCCUUCUAAGUAUGAUCCCAAUUCCCACCUAGGUCCUAAGUGCCAUUCAAGCAUGGUUGGGUGGCCUUUGUGUCCACCACGUUGUGGAAAUAUUUGCCACAGGGAUCAAUGGCCCCAUUCAUAUAAAUUAUCGGACUAAGAACACAUUUCUGAAGAUUUAGUCAAUUUAGCUUUAGGGUCUAGUGAAUUUAUCAGGUCUGGUAGCCUGGCAUGUCAACCAAUUCCAUGUCCUUGCUCUUACCCAUCUUCAAACCAUAGUGGUUCAUUUCAUGCCCUUGUUCUUACUUUAAAAGUUGUUAAACAGAGGAACUCUAGAUUUCCAGAUAACAUAGAAUGACACUGUGGCUAGCUCAUUGUGAAUUCUUGGGUCACAACAUCCUUGACUACUACCACGUAGAGAAGAAGUGAAAUGAGGUCCCAUGCUUUGUUUUGUCAUAUUUGGUUUUAUUUUCUUCAAAAAAAAAAUAAGAACUAUGGGAGUAAUAAAACCCAAAAUGUGUAAAUUUUGUUGUAAAAAAGAGAGGAGAACAAAUGUGCUCUAAAGGAUACAACUGCAAGUGUGUUUAGGUGUGUUAAGAUAGAUGACCAUAUUACUGAGUUUUUGUUGGUUCACUGAACACAACUGUUUGUAGUCUCACUGUUUGAAUGUCCACUUUGUAUGCUUUAAUCCUGUAACUUGAACAACUAUUUCUAAGAUGACAAUAUGUAAUCUAUUAACUAGUGAUUUCUUACUGUUUUUUUUUUUUUGUAAUUCUGUAUUACUUGUGCCCUUAUACUGUUUUGGUUUUUUUUUUCCUUUAAAUAAAAAAAAUGCAGUCCCACUCAGAGGCCUGAGGAAGGAGACACCAAGUCACUUCAGAUCUCCUGCUAUCAGAAGCAGUGCUAUGAUGAGCAGCCUUGCACAGGGCUCCUUAUGAAGCUGCGAGACUUUCUUCAGUGUUUGGGUGGGCCACAAAGACUGUUCAGACUUAAUUAUGGUGUCAGCAAACCCAGAAAAUAUUUUUUUGCCUUACACUUUGUGGUUUUUUUUUUUUUUUUUUUUUUUUUUUUUUUGGUUUGUGCUGAAGAAAGAAGUCUUCCCCACUCUGAAAUCAUGAGAAAAUUAUAUUUCCUUCUGUUGUUUUUAUGAUGUUACCUUCCUUAGUCUGUUAACAGUGGCAAGACUUUUCUCUUUUUUAUUGGUGUAUUGCCAGUGUCCAGAGAAGUCUUUCAUAUAAACUAGACGUUCAACAGAUGUCUGUUGUGUAAAUUGGGAAUCCAGGGUUAACUUUUGCAUUAGUAAGAGGUAAGAAUCUAGCUAUGUGUUUCUCCAAAUCUAUUGAGUCAGUUUUCAUUCUGCUUAAUAAUUCACUCCCUGCCCCCAGAUUGUGGUUCCUUCUCUGUACAAUAUUAUACCACAAGCACACGGCCAGCCUGGCUUUGGGGACAAUUACUUAUCGCUUGUCUUAUUAUUUUGUCUUAAUAACUUAAUGUCUAAUAAGUAUAAUAAGUGCCCUCUUAUUUUUCAAAGCUGACAGUAACUUUUGGACAUUGAUUGCUCCAUGUAUAUUUUAGAAUAAAUAUAUUAAAUUGCUCAAAAUCUUUUGCUGUAAUUUUGGAUGAAUUUGGCAUUAAUGAGUGGAGUAAUUAGGACAGAACUGGCAUUCUUGCAUUUUUCCUGGUGUCAAUAUUCCACAUCCACUUAUUGGGACAUUGUUUUUAUUUUAUGGAAUUAUAAAUUUUCACCAUAAAAGUGUUAGGUAAUCUGUUAGAUUAAUUCCGAAUUUUUUGGUUGUUAUAAACUAUGUCCUAUAUUGUGUUACAUUUCCAAUAGUCUAUGGUGGUGGCAAAAUAUUUACUGUCUCAUUAGAUCUACUGGUUUACCUGCUCAGUCUAUGGUAUUUUCUAUGUAAAUGAUCCAUCAUUCAUAAAUAGGAGUAUUUUGCUCUCUUUCAAUGCUUACACUUCUUAUUUAUUUUUAAUGCUGACUUCAUUGUCUCAGGCUUCCAGUGUAUGCUGGUGAGCAGUCAUGACAGCGAACAUUCUUGUGUUGUUUGCAAUAUUAUAAAGGAUGCUUAGACACUUUCUCCA